AAGAGGCUGACAGCGGCAGGCGCUCAGUGCGACCUCCCAUCUUGUUACUGUUACACAUUGACGAGGUUUUACCGUUAUUUGUCCGGUUUCGGUUAGAAACUAGUAGAAAACGUGUUUCUAUCGUAACUGGACGAAUAACCAGAAAUUAUCCCUCUCCACGUGCAGUGUAGGAAAACAAGUAUACGCCUGUGCUGCCUUUAUAUUUCAGCAAUGAACGGAGGAAAAUUAAAAUAGAUACUACGCUUUUUUGCUCUCUGCUGACAACUGGCUGGCUCAAGGAUGGCAGGAAAUCCGGACGAUAAACAAGAUGAAGAGGGCCUCAAGGACCCAAUGGUUUGUUUCCACAGCUUCUUGCACGGUGGGACCUCCAGUUUGCUAUCCACCUUCAUCGUCUUCCCUGUCUACAAAGUUGUUUUCCGUCAACAAAUCCACAACACCCCAGUUUAUCAGGCAGUGGGACAGCUCUACAAAGAGGGACCUGCAAAGCUCUACAGGGGCGUGGCCCCACCAUUACUGAUGAAGACCCUGAAUGGCACGCUGCUCUUUGGCCUCCAGGACACCCUCCUCCGCCAGCUUUCCCUGUCAUCGCAAAAUGUCACCUCCACCUCUGCCCUUCCUGCUCUGGCUGGUUUUGGUGCAGGUAUGGUAGAAGCUGUGGUUUUUACCCCUUUUGAGCGUGUCCAGAAUGUGUUGCAAAAUGGCCAAAAUGACCGCCAUCUACCCACCUUGAAGAGUGUUCUUGUCAGGCUGAAGGCACAGAGGCUGGCCUUGGGCUACUACAGAGCCUUGCUUCCCAUCACAGCUCGAAACGCUCUUGGCAGCUCCCUCUAUUUUGGCCUGAAGGGGCCGGUGUGUGCUGCCAUGGAGGGACAGGCGCUCUAUCCAAUGGUUUCCUCCUUCAUCUCAGGGACGCUGACCUCCAUGGCAACCAGCUUGACUCUUUACCCACUGAAUGUGCUUGUGGCAAACAUGCAGGCAGAGGUGGGAGGGGAGGUGAAAGGGGUCAUGGCUUGUUGGAGGAUGCUCUGGGAAUCUCGGCAGCGUAGUGUAGCUCUGCUGUACAGAGGAGGUUCUCUGGUUAUUUUGAGAUCAUGCAUUACAUGGGGAAUCACCACUGCUAUCUAUGACAGGCAGCAGAAACGUUCAGGCUGAUGAGAUAUCAUCGGGCGCCCGGAUAGCUCAGUUGGUAGAGCGGGCACCCAUAUGUAGAGGUUUACUCCUCAAAGCAGUGGGCUGGGGUUCGACUCUGACC
Molecule: messenger RNA, 1252 nt
Organism: Sander lucioperca (pikeperch)
Lineage: Eukaryota; Metazoa; Chordata; Actinopteri; Perciformes; Percidae
Product: solute carrier family 25 member 53
Exons: 2
Coding region: 280-1152 (290 amino acids)
Source: RefSeq, a predicted model, not a curated record